GCCCUUUUGAGCCUGUCGCCCCUAACCUUGCGCUCAAGCCCCAGCAGCGGCUUCUGCAACCGCAAUGGCCCCCAAGAAGAAAGCGGGGCGCAAGAAAGAGGAGGCCCCCAAGGAGCCAGAGGUGGACAGUGACAUUGUGCCUGAGCACAGCCGGGAGUUUUACUUGAUUCAGAUCCGGGAUCUGGAAGGGCGACUGGCGCGAUACCAGAAGAAAUGGGACGAGCUGCAGGUGAGUGAGGAGCUCUUCCGGGCGGAAUAUGAGAAGAUGGUUGGAGACAACAAGGAGAUUGUGGCCUUUCUGAAGAAGACGCUCAACCAGCGGGUGGAUGAGAUCGCGGAUCUGACUGAGCAGCUCCAGAACUUGCAGCAGGCCAAAGACACGGAGAAGGACGCUUUCGAGGCCCAGCUAGGCCAGCUUAGGCACGAGUUCCAGGAGACGAAGGACCAGCUGACGUCAGAGAAUAUGGUCCUAAGUGGCAAGCUGGCUGCACUGGAGGAAUUCAGGAUCCAGAAAGAUGAAAUCAUGUACAAGUUUUCCGAACUCGAGGGGCAACUGAUGAAGCAAGAGGAAGAUCAUAAGGAAUUCAUCUACAACCUGGAGAAGAAGGCUGUGAUUGAUAAAGAGAGAUUAAAAAAGGAGAUGAUGCAUCGGGUGAAUAUGGUGGCUGCUGAAUUCCGUAAGGUCGCCCACAGCCAGAUGGCAGAGACCACCAAGCGCACCAUCCGAGAGAACGUUGCCAUCAGCUUCCAGCUGACCAAGAUAACCGAACAGAGCUUCCAACUCGUCCAAGAGAAUGACCGGCUCAAGGAGGUCCACUCGCAGACUCUGAAGCAGCUGCAGCUGUUGGAGGAAAACGAGAAGAAGAUGGCCAAGAACAGCCUCAGCAACCAGAAGAUGAUCUGGAUGCUCACCAGCAAGUGCAAGGAGCUGCAGGUGCAGGUGGACGAGUACACGGAGAUGAAGAAGGUCAUGGCUCAAAUACAGGACACCAACGAGAUGCUGGAACAGCAGAAUCUGCUGCUCAAAGAGGAGCUGGAUGUGCAGAAUGAGGAGUUGCAACGGAAAGUCACUGAGGAUCAACACCGAGCGAAGACCCGCGAAGAGGAACAUCAGCGGCGGCUGAAUGCCGAAAGAAUCCUCAGGCACACUGCCCAGGCCCUCAAGGAAGUGUUGCUGGAACGCCCCUUGGAUGAGGAUGAAGAUGGCCACUUCGAUGUGAUGUUCCACUUGCGGCGCAAUGACGCACUGCAGGGCACCUUGAAUCUCCUGAAUAGAAGCAUUGCGCGCAUUGAGGCCAAUCAGAUUCUCCAGGCUGUCACUGUGGACACCAAGGUGGGAAAACCCACCAACAUGGAGGGCAGCCUCUCCACUGACGUCCACCUCAUGGCUUCUCGCUUCAUGUCGCACAUUGAUGUCAAGAUGCUGGGGCCCCAUCCCGUCCACAGCAUGCCCUCUCUCAGCAAGAUCUCUCGGACCCGGGUCGACACCCUGCGCCCCUAUGCCAGCGCCACAGAGCCUCUAAUAGCGGCCUGGAAAACAGAGGUGAAAGAGGAAGAGGUCAAGCCAGAAGAGGAAGAAGUCCCUCCUGAGGAACGGAGCCUGCCGGCAGCAGCGGCUCAGCUUGACGCAUAGCAACUGACUGGGAAUUAGGGAAAGGAGACAGAGCCAACCUUUAUGAUGGUGAUCAUUUUGUCUUGACUCAAGAGAUAAUGAGCAUUCAGGGUAGGAUCCGGAGAACUUUGUUUUCUUUUUUAAAAAUGGAUCUGCCUGCACAAAACUGCCUGAUAAAACCGUUACGGAGCCACAGAGCGUGUUUUGAGCCAGCAAUGGGAAGCAAGUAAAGCAGGAGGUGCAGCUGCCCUCUGGUAUGAAUGGCAAACCAAAUUCCUAGGCUGGCUGCAUUCCCUUGGGGAUGGCCGCCCUACUGCCCUUGUACAGCAACAGGACUUUGGGGAGGUGGAAUGCAGCUAGGAUGGGACACACCCAACCCUUCCGGUACCUGAGGUACCCCUUUGUUUUGUGUCUUUUAUGAAUUAAAAUGGGAGGCACACUUCAACCCUUAUAGCAUAAAAGGUUUACAUUUUUAGAAGUGCGGGGAAACAGUUUUAUUUAUUUAAAGCAAAACAAGCAUGCUCUUCAGCCAUAAUGCAGCUUACAGCUCAAUUAUAAACAAACAAGCAAUUACCCACCUCAGAGGUAUCAUUCCCCCCCACACACACACACACCUCGUGCUGUGGCUUUUGCACACCUUCCCAGUUUGGGCACGAAUGGGCAGUCUUUUCUGUGGCUGAGCACGUUUGAAGUUCCCCAAAAGCUUUUUAAUGGAGUUCACUAAGAUGCCAUUUUUUCUCAUGCCAGAGUUUGGGAAUUGCAAGGCUGGGAGAUCUGAGACAUGUAAGCACAGCUGCACCGUGCCUUGAGAAAAAGAGGAGAAAGGGGGUCUCUUCUCCUUCCCUCCUUCCCUCAGUGCGCGGUGGUUUGUAUCCAAUGCGAAUCCUAUUCAGAGGGGACCCACUGAAAUUGAUGGACAUUUCCACCCAAGGUGUAUUAAUUUCAAGGGGCUUACUGUUGAGCAGAAUUUAGUUGGCUAUAAUCCAAUAGGGUUGCCUACUCUUGAACUGGCCCCUGUAUAUAUGUCUGUAAGAGCAGCUUGAUCUGCGCUAAUGGUUCCUCCUUCUCCCAAUCAUAUCCCAACUUUCAUCCAAAGAACUGAGGGCUGAACACACGGACAGAGUUACCCCGCCAUCUUAUCCUCAUAGGAACCCUGUGAGGUGUGUAAGAUGGCACCCACUGACCAGCCAGCAUGGCCAGGGGUCAGGGAGGAUGGGAGAGGUCAGGUCCAACAACAUCUGGCACUAGGGAGCCAGGUUUGGGUCCUAAUGGGCUUCCAGUCACCAAUUCGUACCCAAUACCCUUAUUCCUGUUUUGCUGCCUGCACUUGGCUUCGCCCCGCCUAGCCCCAAUCCAGGAAAGACAUGGGGGGCCACAGGGCCAGCUCCUGUGACUCUGCCCACAGCUUAGACAGCUGCCUCUGCCCUUAACAAAGCCAGCUUUAGUUCCACAGGUGUACUGAGCCUACAACGUUCGGAUCCAGUGGACAGCAGCCACCCUUGAGCUCAGUUCCCUGAAGCCUUAGGACAGAUGUGGGGAACCGAGGGCCACCUUCCUAGGGCCAGUUGCCAGGGGCCAGAAGCAAAAACCGGUGGAGCAAUGAAUGUGAAUUUGACCGUUGCACACUGGGCUGCGGGCUUUGCACACACACUCUUCAUCUUCCACCAAGGAAAGGAAGACGCAUUUAUCAGAGUUCAGGGAUGCGUUCCGGCCAGGCAAAAACAGAGCCAAUGGCCUGAGGAGAGGGAGUGAGGCUGGGGAGGGCGUCCCAAGGGCUAGAGAGAGAGAGGCCGAGGGGGGGGGGCUGCCUUUGUGGCCUUGGCCUGAGGUUCCCCAUCACUGUCUUAGAGAGAGCCCGCGGCCAACUUCCUUGCGAUUUUAAGUUGAAUCUUAAACUGUUGUAAAAUGCUAUCGUUACCCAAAACAGCACAGAGGAGAGUGGGCAAGGACAGGAAUCCUCCACUUUAAUCAACGGUCAGGUUUCGGAAAGGCAACGCUUAGGAAACCAUCCCCCCUACCCCAUGACUACCUCCGGAAUAUUAAGCAGUGGGCUUCAGUGCCACAAACAGAUC
Molecule: messenger RNA, 3684 nt
Organism: Rhineura floridana
Lineage: Eukaryota; Metazoa; Chordata; Lepidosauria; Squamata; Rhineuridae
Gene: CFAP157
Product: cilia and flagella associated protein 157
Exons: 9
Coding region: 65-1633 (522 amino acids)
Biological process (GO): sperm axoneme assembly
Cellular component (GO): cilium; ciliary basal body
Molecular function (GO): microtubule binding
Source: RefSeq, a predicted model, not a curated record